AUGCUCUCUUCGGUCGCUUUCCUUAGCAGCCCAUUACUCCUACCAUCCACAGAAUGGUCAGACUAUCGCCGUCUUGUCACCAUCGGUCUUGGCUUUUCCAUGCUGGGCGACUUUUUCCUUAUUCCCUCACGCCGUGAAUUCCACGGCAAACCCCCAUCCGACAAAUCAGAACCGCAAGGAAAAGUAUCAAUCUCUUUUCAACUCGGUAUCGUCGCCUUUGCCGCGGCUCAUAUAGCCUACACUGUAGCUUUCCUGCAGGAUUCGUCCCAGACCUCCUGGACGGCUUUUGCAGCUACCUUUGUAGCCACUCUGGCCGCGGCAAAAUGGUUGGGUGUCAUCUAUCCCCCGUCGCAGUCUUCACUCCAGACAAAUGUACUGGACCUCGAUAUUGCGCCGGAUAUGAAACCAGUGGUUUCUAUUUAUGCGGUUAUUAUUGGUGUGAUGUUUGCGGCUGCCACUGCUACCGCCCCGUUGAGUGUUCCAACUGACUGGUGGCACUCGCGAGCCCUGGGUGCUGCUAUGUUUGUUGUAAGCGACCUGUUUGUUGCGAAGAAUGCAUUUGGAAGAUCUGCUGCGCCGAGGAGCCGGGGGUGCGUUGCGAUCUUUGUGGGGUAUGCACUUUAUUUCUGGGCACAAAUGGUCAUUGCUGGAACAGUGCGAGAAUAG
Penicillium concentricum is the source of this 666-nucleotide messenger RNA. Its product is annotated as lysoplasmalogenase. Lineage: Eukaryota; Fungi; Ascomycota; Eurotiomycetes; Eurotiales; Aspergillaceae. Bases 1 to 666 code for a protein of 221 amino acids. The transcript has a single exon. The record is from RefSeq and is a predicted model, not a curated record. Gene Ontology annotation, cellular component: membrane.